Molecule: messenger RNA, 3523 nt
Organism: Spea bombifrons (plains spadefoot toad)
Lineage: Eukaryota; Metazoa; Chordata; Amphibia; Anura; Pelobatidae
Gene: EBF1
Product: EBF transcription factor 1
Exons: 17
Coding region: 44-1858 (604 amino acids)
Biological process (GO): regulation of transcription by RNA polymerase II
Molecular function (GO): RNA polymerase II cis-regulatory region sequence-specific DNA binding; DNA-binding transcription factor activity, RNA polymerase II-specific
Source: RefSeq, a predicted model, not a curated record
GGGGGAAUCAAGAGAGAGGUGGGGGGGAAAGAAGCCAGUUUUCAUGUUUGGCAUUCAGGAAAGCAUCCAGAGAAGUGGCAGCAGCAUGAAGGAGGAGCCCCUAAGCAGCGGGAUGAACGCUGUCCGGACCUGGAUGCAAGGAGCCGGGGUGCUGGACGCAAACACAGCCGCCCAGAGUGGUGUGGGGCUGGCCAGGGCACAUUUUGAAAAGCAACCACCAUCCAACCUGAGAAAGUCCAACUUUUUCCACUUUGUCCUGGCUUUGUACGACCGACAGGGGCAGCCCGUGGAAAUAGAAAGGACGGCGUUCGUGGGCUUCGUGGAGAAGGAGAAGGAAACCAGCAGUGAAAAAACUAAUAAUGGAAUACAUUACCGCCUGCAGCUUCUAUAUAGUAAUGGUAUAAGAACAGAACAGGAUUUUUAUGUUCGUUUAAUAGACUCAAUGACAAAACAGGCCAUCGUAUAUGAAGGUCAGGAUAAAAACCCGGAAAUGUGCAGAGUUCUUCUCACGCAUGAGAUUAUGUGCAGUCGCUGCUGUGAUAAGAAAAGCUGCGGGAACAGAAAUGAGACCCCCUCGGACCCGGUGAUCAUUGACAGGUUUUUCCUUAAGUUCUUCCUAAAAUGUAACCAAAAUUGCCUGAAGAAUGCUGGAAACCCCCGUGACAUGCGCAGAUUCCAGGUCGUCGUGUCCACCACGAUUAAUGUUGACGGUCAUGUGCUGGCUGUGUCAGAUAAUAUGUUCGUUCACAACAACUCCAAACACGGAAGACGCGCACGGCGGCUGGAUCCAUCGGACGGAACCCCCUCAUAUCUGGAACAUGCAGCUACGCCGUGUAUCAAAGCAAUCAGUCCGAGCGAAGGAUGGACCACAGGAGGUGCCACGGUUAUCAUUAUAGGAGACAAUUUCUUUGAUGGUCUACAGGUCAUAUUCGGGACCAUGCUGGUAUGGAGUGAGUUGAUAACACCUCACGCCAUUCGAGUACAGACUCCUCCAAGACACAUACCUGGAGUUGUAGAAGUCACAUUAUCCUACAAAUCAAAGCAGUUUUGCAAAGGAACCCCCGGGAGGUUCAUCUACACAGCUUUAAACGAGCCGACCAUUGAUUAUGGAUUCCAGAGGCUGCAGAAAGUGAUCCCCAGGCACCCGGGAGAUCCCGAAAGGCUACCCAAGGAGGUCAUCUUGAAAAGAGCGGCAGAUCUCGUUGAAGCCCUGUACGGGAUGCCCCAUAAUAAUCAGGAAAUCAUAUUGAAGAGAGCGGCCGAUAUCGCUGAAGCUCUUUACAGCGUUCCGAGAAAUCACAGUCAACUUCCGGCCCUUACCAACUCUUCUGUGCAUCCAGGAAUGAUGGGGGUGAACUCCUUCAGUGGACAACUAGCCGUAAAUGUGUCUGAGCCGUCACAAGUGACCAACCAGGGUUUCUCUCGCAACACAAGUAGCGUGUCCCCCCAUAGCUAUGCCCCAAGCACCACUCCCCAGCAGACCAACUACAGCUCAGUCACCACCACCAUGAAUGGCUAUGGCAACAGCGCAAUGACCAACCUCACCGGUUCACCCAGCUUCCUCAACGGCUCAGCCGCCAACUCUCCUUAUGCCAUUGUCCCAUCAAGUCCCACGAUGGCUUCAUCCACCAGCCUUCAGUCCAACUGCAGCAGUUCCUCUGGCAUCUUCUCCUUCUCCCCGGCCAACAUGGUGUCGGCGGUGAAACAGAAGAGCGCCUUUGCCCCGGUGGUCAGACCCCAGGCGUCUCCACCUCCUACCUGUACAAGCGCCAAUGGUACCAGCCUUCAAGACCAAUCUUUUGUGGAUACUGGCAAGUUCCUCAGUGCAGGCUCUCUGCAGGGCUUGGCCUUCUCCUGAACUAUCUCCGGAAUGAUUGUACCUCCCAUGUGAACAAAAAAAACAAAAUGACCUUGCAUCUUAUCUGGGAGGUCCGUCGCUGGAGAAGUUCACCUCUCGAGUCAGGGAAGACCUUCUCUUUCCCGGGAGCCAUUUUAACUCAGGCCUCUGUAUAGAGAAACCACAGAACUGAACAAUAGCAGAAGCUAAUCAGAAGAAAAAAAAGUAAACUUUGUGAUUUUUAGAGAAUGUUUGUCAUAUGGACCAUUGGAAAAGAUCUCCAGAACAUCGUGUGAUGGAACCCUUGGUUGUGUGACUAGAGGAGGAAGGUAUUUGGACAUGUACAUUAAUAUCACCCAAUGCUUGCCUCGAGGCAGUGGGAUUUUGUAGGCAAUUCCCUGGACCCUUCAUCCGGAUGGUCUGUUGACUGGAUUCUUCAUCGUCGUUUGGAUUACGAGAUCUCAGCACGUCCGUUAUAGCCUUGACGGGCAACAAAUGAAGACAUGUCCACUUUUUUUGCAAUGUGUUUUGUACUAUUCCUUUAGAAUGUUUUAGGAUUGAGAUGACUGAGUAUGGAAUGGAAGGAGGUCGGUCGUGACAGAUUUAUCAGGACAUCUCGUAGAUGCGUGAGGAAAGGCUGGGCACCAUAAGGCCAUUCGAUCUUUGCUCAUAGCCUACAUGUCCUCCUGAUUCCUACUGUCCUUCGCUCCUUCCACUUUCAUCUUCUGUUGUCAUGCCCUUUAACACAAUCGCUCUUCAGCGGGUUCAUUGAAGGUUGACAAUGCAGAGUGGAUAUUAUCACAACACUUCCUUACUAAAAACAUCACAAUAUCCCUAUGUUUUAUAGCUUCGGCCCCUUACGUUGUCUUCACCAUCUCGUCAUUUCUAUCGUUACCAGUUUUAUCAUCUCCACGGCUACCUAUUCCUUUUUAACACCCGUGCAUUUCGCUAAAGAACAUUAGCUGACAUUUUUUUUUCCCCCCGGAAUAAUGACCAUUGCAGUCACAGCUACUGAGCUUUGGUAAAUUAAGCACAAAUUCUAAAAUUUGGACAAUGGAAGGGAUCGUAGGUUUUUUUUUUUAUUUCCAUGGUUUCAUUUCUUUUUCUCUUCUAGAGAUAUAUUAAACAUGAUGUGUCCCUUGGGUAAAGAAAGGAGUUAAGGGGGGGAAUUUAUUUUUCCAGAUAUCCUUGCCUUUUUUUUUUUGUUAUUGUGGUUUGGACCUCGUUAUAAAUAAUGUAGAUUAUUUUGUGAGUUUUCUUUUUUUUUGCCAAAGUUUUUGUAUUUGUAUUUAUACAGACAAAAAAAAAAACAUGUCUUUUUGUUCCUGCCAAUAUACAACAAAUGUAAAAAAAAAAAAUAAGAUGCUGCCUCACUCAACAUGAUAGAAAGGGAAGUAAAUGCUAAUGUCUUGUUUUAAGAAAAAAAAAAGAAAAGAAAGAAAAAAAUGGGAAUUUUGUAAAAUAACCAUAUAAAUAAUGUAUUUAUCUCUGGAAUUUGUACAGCCUUCUGCCCAAUUAAUUUUAUUGUGUAUGUUUAACAAUGUGAAAAGUGCCGAUUUUUGUUUAUUUUCUUUUGUUUUUUUGUAUUUUCUUUGGUUUAUGUUGACAAACAAAAAAAGUUAUGUUUUUUUUUUUUUAUUUGACUUUGCUUUACGUUGAAACAAAAUUUCCAUUUCUUUAUCUCCA